Molecule: messenger RNA, 3081 nt
Organism: Ilex paraguariensis (yerba mate)
Lineage: Eukaryota; Viridiplantae; Streptophyta; Magnoliopsida; Aquifoliales; Aquifoliaceae
Source: the annotation of a GenBank genome assembly
CACACACUCACACACAUUCGCCCACCAAACCAAAAUAUAUCCUACAGACCGAGAAACAAUAAGCAUUGCUUUCUCUCUCUCUCUCGCCAUGGCUGCUUCUUCAUCUUUCUCUCUCUCCCAAGCGCUCCUCUCACACUCUCUUCCCACCCAUUGCUCAACCCAACAGCACUCCGACCGUCUUUGUCUCUCUGGCUUCAACCUCAGCUCUAUUUCCGGCACAAAACCAAACAAAUCCACUCUCAGACAAAUAUCACGCGCCGCGAACCCCAGACGUCGCGUGGCCUCACGAUCCACCGUGAAGGCCGCGGCCGUCGAGACCCUCGAAAAGACUGACAUCGCCGUGGUAGAGAAAUCGAUCAACACGAUCAGAUUUCUAGCAAUUGAUGCGGUUGAGAAGGCCAAUUCCGGUCACCCCGGUCUGCCCAUGGGAUGUGCUCCGAUGGGUCACAUAUUGUAUGAUGAAGUGAUGAGGUAUAAUCCCAAGAACCCGUAUUGGUUCAACCGUGAUAGGUUUGUGUUGUCGGCUGGACAUGGGUGUAUGUUGCAGUAUGCUCUGCUUCACUUGGCUGGCUAUGACAGUGUUCUGGAAGAAGACUUGAAAAGUUUCCGCCAGUGGGGAAGCAGAACACCUGGUCAUCCUGAAAACUUUGAGACUCCUGGCAUUGAAGUCACGACAGGCCCUCUUGGUCAGGGUAUUGCUAAUGCUGUUGGUUUGGCCCUUGCUGAGAAACAUUUGGCAGCUCGAUACAACAAACCAGACAAUGAGAUUGUUGAUCACUACACGUAUGUGAUACUCGGAGAUGGUUGCCAGAUGGAAGGAAUCUCAAAUGAAGCUUGUUCCCUUGCUGCACACUGGGGACUCGGCAAGCUGAUUGCAUUCUAUGACGACAACCACAUUUCCAUUGAUGGUGACACAGAAAUUGCAUUUACUGAGAAUGUUGACAAGCGCUUUGAAGGACUUGGCUGGCAUGUUAUUUGGGUGAAGAAUGGUAACACUGGGUAUGAUGAAAUCCGUGCUGCCAUUAAGGAAGCUAAGGCUGUCAAAGACAAACCUACUCUGAUCAAGGUAACAACUACUAUCGGUUUUGGGUCUCCUAACAAAGCAAACUCAUAUAGUGUGCACGGAAGUGCAUUAGGUGCUAAAGAAGUGGAUGCCACAAGGAAGAACCUUGGUUGGCCAUAUGAGCCAUUCCAUGUGCCAGAGGACGUUAAAAAGCAUUGGAGCCGCCAUGGCUCUGAAGGAGCUGCCCUUGAAGCUGAAUGGAAUGCCAAGUUUGCAGAGUACGAGAAGAAAUAUAAGGAAGAAGCAGCAGAAUUAAAGUCUCUUAUUAGUGGAGAAUUACCUGUUGGAUGGGAAACAGCACUUCCAACUUAUACUCCAGAAAGUCCUGCUGAUGCCACCCGAAAUCUCUCUCAGCAAUGCCUUAAUGCCCUUGCAAAAGUUCUUCCUGGCCUUCUUGGUGGUAGUGCAGAUCUCGCUUCCUCCAACAUGACGUUGUUGAAAAUGUUUGGUGACUUCCAAAAGGACACCCCUGAAGAGCGUAAUGUCCGGUUUGGUGUUAGGGAGCAUGGAAUGGGUGCCAUCUGCAAUGGGAUUGCGCUCCACUGCCCUGGUCUUAUCCCUUACUGUGCAACCUUUUUUGUGUUCACGGAUUACAUGAGGGCAGCCAUAAGGAUUUCUGCCUUGUGUGAAGCUGGAGUUAUAUAUGUGAUGACCCAUGAUUCUAUUGGACUUGGAGAGGACGGCCCCACACAUCAACCAAUUGAGCAUUUGGCAAGCUUCAGGGCCAUGCCAAAUAUCCUAAUGCUCCGUCCAGCUGAUGGAAAUGAGACCGCUGGUGCAUAUAAGGUUGCAAUUCUCAAUCGAAAGAGACCCUCUAUUCUUGCCCUAUCCCGUCAAAAGCUUUCUCAGCUUUCGGGAUCAUCAAUUGAAGGAGUUGAGAAAGGAGGGUACAUUAUAUCAGACAACUCUUCAGGAAACAAGCCAGACGUUAUCCUGAUUGGAACUGGCUCAGAAUUGGAAAUUGCAGCAAAGGCAGGUGAUGAGCUCAGGAAUGGAGGAAAGACUGUGCGGGUUGUGUCCUUUGUUUCUUGGGAGCUGUUUGAUGAACAAACUGAUGCAUAUAAGGAAAGUGUCCUGCCAGCAGCUGUAACAGCUAGGGUCAGCAUUGAGGCAGGAUCAACAUUUGGGUGGGAGAAAUUAGUUGGAAGUAAGGGCAAGGCGAUUGGUAUAGACCAUUUUGGUGCAAGUGCACCAGCAGGAAAAAUAUACAAGGAGUUCGGGAUUACUGUAGAAGCUGUAGUUGAAGCAGCCAAGGCAAUCUGCUAAGCCUGUUUAGUGAUAGUUUUUCCAUGUUUCCAUAGAUGACUAGGGAUGGUUUUGGCAAAGAUAGAAGAGGCUGUUGCUCGGAGAAUAAGAUGGAAUUAAAUGAAUAAAAAGGAGAAACAUGAUUCUCUUCUCUUUUAUUCCUCUUAUAUUAUCCUUGGUGGAUUUUCAGAGUCUCACUCAAGUCAAGAUUGAACGUCUCCUGAGAAGGGAAAACAUUCAUUGACCCAAGUGUUUUAGAGCUCCCAAUAGAUGUAUUUUGGCAUCGUUAUGUUUUGAAAGGUUCAUCCUGAGUAGGCUUUUACUAUGUCAUGUUUCUAUUGUGCCUUUGGUUCAGGAACUUGCCUAUGACAAUUUCACUUCUUGGGUUUUUUUUUUCUCUUUUAUUUAUUUGAGGGAUGGUUUUAAUGUUAUCUGAAACAUUUUUUGGAGUGGAGUUGUGGUGAAUUGAAUUUUCAUCAGUGGGUUGAAGCCAGUCAUUGAGGCUAAGGCAAUCUUUUUCAUGCAUGGUGGGGAGGUCCCACCAAGCCAUGAUCUUAUUAGCUAAGGGGAUUUGUUGAUGACUUUGUGGCUGUUGAAGCUGCUGUCACGGCCUACUUAUCCUCUUUGUUUUCCUGCUUUAGAGGCAUCUUUUCGAAGGAAUAUCCAAUCAAUGUUCGACGAAAAAAAUAUCUCCAAAAAUCAACCAAAAAAGCCAUUGUAACAUAGCUGCUAAACUUAUUGUCACUGUAACUCACUCAGCCCACGAAUGGGGG